Molecule: messenger RNA, 705 nt
Organism: Brenthis ino (lesser marbled fritillary)
Lineage: Eukaryota; Metazoa; Arthropoda; Insecta; Lepidoptera; Nymphalidae
Source: the annotation of a GenBank genome assembly
AUGACCGAGGGGGCGGGCAGGCCAAGGCCCGCGCCGCCCCGGAAACCUGACUCCUUAACCCUCGCAUGGCCCCCCUGGGAAGACCCUCCGCCACCGGCCCCGGAACUGAUCAAACCUAUGUCCUUAAACUCUACCGACUUCGGCGGGUUUUCUCCGUACACGCCACCUGCUCCCAUCCAGCCUGACAGGCGUCCGAGAAGACCCCAGAGCGUUGUGUCCCCACGACAGAUCCCGCCAGUCCCAAGGAGACCCCAUUCGAUCGGUUCCGUGGACGAUGAGUGGUCGGUGCCCAUACUGCAGCCGGUGCCGAGGCGGCCGGUGCCCAAUCUCACGUUACCGCGCGCGAAUUAUAAUCUACCGUCCUCGAGAAGUGAUUAUCAGUUACAAAGGCCAGCUAUUAUGACGAACGGUUAUGGCGCUGUGCCGCCAAAUACGUCGCGUAGACUGUCUUUGCCUGGAGUGCAAAAUGCGCCUAAGUUAUCUGCAACGUUCCAUGGGCUCUCUGGGCUCAUGGGGCCCACGCCCUCGCUGGGCACCCCUGGCACACCCAGCACACCAGCAGCUGUGAGGGAGGCUGUACGCCAUCUGCUGCAGCAGCCAAGAAACGGCUUCCCCAUCAUGGACCAUAAACUCUCCCUCUUCAUCGACAUACUAGAUGCCCAGGAGAAGUUUUCGCAGGUCGUUAGCAGUCUAUUUAAAAAGGUC